Molecule: messenger RNA, 2532 nt
Organism: Peniophora sp. CBMAI 1063
Lineage: Eukaryota; Fungi; Basidiomycota; Agaricomycetes; Russulales; Peniophoraceae
Source: the annotation of a GenBank genome assembly
AUGUCGAAACCACCCCCUAUGAAACUGCUCAUUGAGACCCUCUGCGACACUAUUCUAGACUUACCUACUGCUCCCCUCACUAGCCGCACUACGCCCAAGACUCGCUCAGUAUCUACUACCACACUAGAAAAGAUUAUUUCCCUCGGUCUUGAACUCCGCACGUCUCUCGCCCAACAUGAAGCCCUCCCAUCUCCUCCAUCAACCCCCUCGCCUGAACUCCUAGCCAUCAAGGCCCAACUGGAUAACCUCACCAGCAAAGUCGACAGCCUCACGAAUAGCCCCUCACCAAGCCCUUCCCCGGAGCUACAUGCUCCCCCGACCAGGGUUGUUGCCAGCGCACCGCGCGAUAGUCACGUGAUCCGGACCGCCGUCCCCCGCGACGCGUCUCUCGAUAUCGUUCUUCACCCGGUGUCCACACACACCAAACCGAUCAACAAACCUCCCUCCGAUGUUCGCAUGCAGCUUCACAAAUAUAUCUGGAACCACAAUCACCUGCAGCACCUCUUAUCUGCGAAGCCCGGAACUCCUGUCAUCCGUGCUGUGGUGCUUCAUCCCGACGAUUCCGUCCGUGUUUUGGUCUACGACCAGCAUCAACGCCGAGCCCUGAUGUGUGACUCGUCGUACUGGGUCAAGCAAUGCUUGCCUGGGUACUCGAUUUCCUACGGUCCGCCAGCACACGGACACACCAUCGUUGUACACGGCGUCCCGACCACAUUCAAACCCCGCAGCGAGGUCUCAAAAGCCGAUCUUGCCAAAGAGAACUCUCAUGUUCUUCGUGAUCAACCCAUCCUCAACUGCCAUUGGCUCACCCACAAACGCGCCGCAGAACUCCGUACAGCCAAAACCCAUUCGUCACUCGUCAUACAUGUCCCCACUGCCAGCCUGGCACAGCAGCUCGUUGCAUCGCGUGUUGCUUUCGAUGGUGUUCUUCUUCGCACCGAGCACAUUGUUCUCCGUGCCUCCAAAUGUUACAAUUGCUUCCGAACCGGACAUAUCGCCGCCUACUGUCACCGCCCUGCUACCUGUGGCAACUGUGCUGGCCCCCACCCCACGCGUGCCUGCUCGUGUCCUCACGAAUCGACACCGUGCAAGGAUAUUCACGAAUGUCCGCAUGUCGCUGUCAACAGUGCGACAGCAGCCAUCGCAUUGAUCCGGAUACCUUCACCGUAUGGCCUGAAUGGGUCAGAUGCUUACCGUGGGCCCCUGCUCAUCAAUCCAGGAGGUCCUGGUGCAAGUGGCAUCGAGACUGUCCUGACUGAGACUGCUCAACAGCUUCUGGAGCUCGUGGGCGAUGUCUAUGACCUGGUUGGUUUCGAUCCUCGUGGUGUGGGUCGCUCGACGCCUCAAGCACAACGCAUACCAUCACAACUCCAGGCUGCUAUCUGGGGAGAGGAGACACUUUUUGGCGCUCUGCCCCCGCUCAGUAUCCCCGGCAAUGUCGGUCUCACGCUUGCAAAGGCGGAGGUUAGUAACGCGGUCUACGGCCAAUCUGGCGCGGACUACCUGCCCUUUAUCAACACGCCAUAUACGGCAGAGGAUAUGAUGCAGAUCGUCCGGGCUCACGGGCGAGAUAAGCUGAGCUACUAUGGUUUCUCCUAUGGAACGGUGCUCGGUGCGACGGUAGCGUCUUUAUAUCCCGACAGCAUUGAGCGUAUGGUUUUGGAUGGUGUUCUUGACGCGCAGGAAUACUACGCAGGCAACGUGACUGCCAAUCUUCUCGACACCGACAAGGCUGUCAAUGUCUUCUUUCAAGCUUGCUACGAGGCGGGACCAGAUCUGUGCGCGUUCUACGACUCGUCUGCGAAGCAGAUAUCCGCAAAUCUCGACGCCCUUUACGAGCAGUUGAAAGAAGCGCCCAUUCCUGUCCUUAUCAAUGAAGCAUCCUUCGGUUUCGUCGAUUACGGGAUGCUGAGGGGCAUCAUUCGCGAUGUCGUGUACUUCCCGUACCAAUAUUUCCCGUUCCUUGCACAGGGACUCGCUCUUCUUCAGCAAGGAAACGGCACAGCAUUCUUCGAGUUCGCUGGUACUACAAGCACCUUCUCAUGCGACUGCGCCAACUCGACAAACCCAGACAAUGGUAUCGACGCUCUGCUUACUGUGGGAUGCAAUGACGCGCCGGUACAAAACUACAGCGUGUCUGAAUGGCAAAGCCAGUUCGACACCGCUGCGGGCGUCAGCGAAUAUGCUGAGGUGUACUUCGGUCUCGCUCUGCGUUGCCAGUCUUGGCCUGUAGGUACUUCCAGUCGAGUUCCAUCACCCAGCUCCCUCGGGGGCAACACUAGCGCACCAAUUCUGUUCGUUGCAAAUACCAUCGACCCUGCAACGCCACAUGUUGGAGCGGUCGCCACGUCUGCACUCUUUCCCGGAUCGGCCCUCUUGACCCAAAACUCUACUGGCCAUACUUCCACGUCUGCGACGUCUAACUGUACCGCAUCCAUCGUAGCUAGAUACUUUGUCGACGCGUCGCUGCCGGAAGACGGCACUAUUUGCCAGGUGGAAGGAGAGUUCUUCCCCGCAGGCGCCUCGGCUUGA